Pocillopora meandrina is the source of this 4487-nucleotide messenger RNA. The record is from the annotation of a GenBank genome assembly. NCBI's taxonomy places the organism in Eukaryota, Metazoa, Cnidaria, Anthozoa, Scleractinia, Pocilloporidae.
AACUCUCAAACUUUUUAAAGCCAUCUGAACUAUUUUGGUUGAUAUUUGAGGCAUUUUAAAGAUGAGCUGCCGAGUUUACUUGGGAAGACUACCGUAUGGCACGAGGGAAAAGGACGUUGAUAAAUUCUUUCGCAGCUACGGAAAACUGCGCGAAGUUAACUUAAAGAACGGAUAUGGAUUUGUGGUAAGGCAUUUGUAAUCUUUUCUUGUGUUCAUCUUUAAUUAUCAUGCUGAGGAUGCGGUUUGAACAGAAUGCGCAGUUUGUUUGUUGAAGCACAUGUAGAGAUGGGCUAUGGCAAAAUUCGCGUUGUUCGUUUUCAUUAACCAAUCGCAGCCGAUUUUUUAUUGAAAAACUACAGCUCGUCAGGUUGUAAAGAGAGACUUUUGAGAUGACUGGCCUAAGUCAUACCUAAUAAAUUUUUAUGCUUUCAGAGCUGAAUAUUUUGGUCCGACCUUUGCCUAAAUGUAAUUUCUUUGUUGCCUUAUUGUUUUGCUAAGGGAAUCCCACUAUUCAAAAUGAAAUUUUGUACAGAUGGCUCAAGUAAAUUGUUCAUACCAACAAACUUGCAUAGGCCCCAUGACGAAGAGUAAUUUGUGGUUUGAAACAUUUUCAAGUUUGCAAAUGUAUAAUGUUUUCAGUCAAAGGAAGAAAAGUUUAAUGUUUAAGUUUUUUCUCAUAGCCUACCAAGACUCCAAAGGAAAUUGUAAAUAAUGAUUGUUAAUUAGACAGGAGACCUAUUGCAACUUUAGCCUAACAUUUUGCAACACUGGGAGAAUAUUACCAGAAAAAUUUCCUUUAGCUCUGCACACUCCUUGCCUGAAGCUCCAUGGAACCAAUUGUAGUUCACAUUUGAGAAAAACUCAUCAAUGAUAUAUAUUACAAUGCAUAUUUUUAUGUAUUUUACAAGUUAAAAAGAGAAACCAGGUAAUGGAUUAAAAUGGAAUUUCAGUGGCUCAUUGUGCCAAAGAGUUAAUACAAAGUUAAACUUCUUCUAUGACACAUCCUCUGUGGUUAUCCUUUGUAAAUUGAAUGUGUGUAAAAAAAAAAUGUCACAGAGAUGCCAUAUUCUCAUCAAUUUAACACACACCUGCCAUUAGCAUAUAGAGUUUUGUCAGAGAUCCUUAGUAGCUAAUCUCCAAGGAGUUCAGAGGAAACUUAUUGAAUGGUCCUAUUUUUUCAGGAAUUUGAGGAUCCGAGAGAUGCAGAUGAUGCAGUUUAUGAAUGCAAUGGUAGAGAAAUGAUGGGAGAAAGGUGAGCUUUUUGAGUCAUUGAGAGAUUGCUCAUUGAUACACUCAAAGAAGUGUUGCUAGUUUCUUGAAAAUGUAUCAAUUUUUUAGCUGCAGAGAAUUAAUUAGGUCUAUAUUUUGAUUGUGUGCCUUGCAAGUUGAUUUCUUUCCUUUUUAUAUUCAGAAUUCUGGUGGAACAUUCUCGUGGGACUGCUAGAGGCUUUAGCAGUGGUCGCAAGUCAAGAGCUAGAGAUAAGUGAGUUCAGUUUAGUUCUUUUCAGAUGGUAGCCAUAACCAACCCUUUCCUCUCACGAUAGUAGUCUUUUCCAAGAAGCAAACUUGUCAUCAGGAAAGUCAACAAAAGAAGCAAGUUUAAGAAUCACAGUGCUGAUAAGGAGGACAUUUUUCCUCAGAGGAUACUUUUUAAUAUAUGAAAUUUUGGAACAAGCCAGAUCAAUUUAGCUUUUCAUACAUGCCUGCUGUCAGCAUCUCAACAAGAAAAGGAAGAAAGUGAAUCCAAAUAGUAACACAGGAAAUCAUCUUUUUCACAUCAUAUGAAGGACUCAAUUUUGUGUGAUUUACAUUACUGUUUUGCUGAGGAUAGUAACUAAUAAUAGAUGUACUUGUAAGAUAAUUUUUAUGGAUAAAAUGUUCUCAAAAUUAGGAGGUUGUUUAACCACAAUUUUGUAGCUGUUUGUUUCACCAUCCCAAUUUUAUGGCAGGGUACUGUUGUUGCAUUUGAUCUUUAGAAUGUCCAUCAUUCAAAAUGAUGAUGCUAUGAGACCCAUCAUAACACAAUACUCUAUCAUAAUAAUGGGUUUACAUCAUUAUCAGCAACCACUACCCUUUUGAAAAGUUAAUGAUAAACAAUAUAACCAAGGUUGUUUGUAUUACUUUGUUGUUAGAUAUGGUCCACCUGUAAGGACACCAUGGCGAAUCACUGUUGAAAACUUAUCAACACGAAUUAGUUGGCAGGUUAGUGAGAAGUAAAGGUGAACUAUCAAAGAAGAUGGUUUUUUUUUUUUAAUUCUUUUGAGUUGAUUGGGUGAAUGAAAUGUCUUAAGUGCCCAUUAGUUUUCACCUCAAACUGAACUAUGAUUCUAGUUUGGCAUUUAACAAGUUAGAGUGGAAAACUUGAGAUUUUGUGUAGGGUUAUUUUGAAUUUAUUUUUUUUGUUAGCACAUUCAUGUACAUUGUAAUUCACCUUAUCAACUCAGAUGAGUCUGCAAGGGGUGGUAAAUUUAUCUGCAGGACAGAUGGAUGAGUGUUAUAAAGGUUGUUGCCCUCUUAUUCCAUUGGUUACUGAACAAUAAUGUUUUUUGAGUUUGGUUUACAAAGCUGGAUACAUAAAGCAACAAUUGUGACUUCCUCUUUUUUUUUAACUCAGUUUGAGUCAUAUCUAAUAUUGAGUUUGGAGUUCAUGAUGUUGGUAUUUUUAUUGCAAUGGAGUGGGAAUAGUCAGAGGGUUAAGUACCAUUUGCUCUAAGAACUGCAGGUAUUACUGGUAUUCACUGCAUUGCCUUCAAAUAUUUUCAGUUGCAAGAUGCACUUGUGAUGAGGGUUGAUGUGAGGGUAGUCACAGAUGCUUAGAUGCUUAGAUGAUUCAAAGCUUCCCCUCUGAUGGAUGAGUGGCUUUGAUGCACUGAUGCCAUCAGAAGUCAAUGUAUACAGUUGUGACAAGACGAUUUUCACAAAGGCAUGACGCAAAAACGCUUCUUGGCCCAUGACGAAUGACGCGCCCAGUUCAUUGUACAUGUAAAUCAAAGAUGUUGGACCCCUUUGAAAUCAUUCACUGUUGUAUUUCAUUUUCUCGUACUGAAUAUGAUGGUACUAAUCGUUUUCUAUGGCCAAAUGGGUAAUGCAGAAUGUUUCGCGUAUUUGGCUGGUAUGACUCAAAACAGGGACAGUUAAUCUUUUUGAAAGCGAAAAACGUCUACAUGAAGCUGGUUGAUCCGUUCGACAGGGGGAACAACAAUUUUUUUGGUGCAAGAGAAAGCUGCAUGGAAGUUUCAUAGAUUGGAAUCGCACAACAAAAUUUAUUUGUGAACAACAUUUUGGACUUUUCGAGAUUACGGUUUAGCUCAUGAAUUUUCGCUUAUUAUCAGGACCUGAAGGAUUAUGCACGUCAAGCUGGUGAGGUGACAUACGGAGAUGCCCACAAGCAAAGGCAGGGUGAAGGGUAAGUUCUUUUCUGAAUGCAGCUAUACUCUUGCAGAGGUUUGGUUAGAAGCAUGUAGAUGACGAUUAUAGUAUGUACUCAUCAACUGUUGUUGAAGAGAAACAGCGAGAGGAGCACAUUGUAAUAAUACAGUCGGGAAAGGUUGCCUGAUAAUAGCCGACCAUGAUCGAGUGCGUAACUGGUUUGUCUUUUAUUUAGUACCCUAGAGUUUGCAACCAAGAGAGACAUGAAAAAUGCGUUGAGGAAACUGGACGGAACUGAACUGCAUGGAAAAAAAAUAAGGCUGAUAGACGUAAGUAACGAUAUCAGAAAUCUCUUCUUGUAAUACACUGCAGGAGCUUGAAGAUGGGCAUUCUUGGUGAUACAUGUAUUUGACUGUAAUGUCCACUGCUUAUCUUUGUUUUCAUAUUUUCUUCAAUUCACAGGAAAGCCCGCGUUCGCGAUCUCGUUCCCGAUCACGAUCCAGAAGCAGAUCUAGAUCCAGGUCUCGCUCUCAUUCACGCUCGCGUCGCCAGAAUUCACGUUCACGUACCAGGUCACGGUCUCACUCACCAAGACGCAAGAGAUCUCGCUCUAAGUCUCGCUCCAAAUCACGCUCUAAGUCUCGCUCAAAGUCACCUAGGCACUCGAGAUCUAGAUCAAAGUCGCAUUCAAAGUCUCGCUCUCGUUCUCGGUCGCGAUCCCCUCAGAAGUCUAGAUCACGUUCUCGUUCUGCCUCUCGGACGCCGAGAAAUGACAAAGCCGGAUCAGCCGAGCCUGGAGCUGAUGAGAACCAGAAUCAUAAUCCUGCUGAUGGUGACGCUGAGCCCCAGUAAAACCAGGAUCUUUUACUCCUAAGUGAACUCUGUACGUGGUGCUGAAUCUCUGUAGAUUUUAACUUGAGUUUUUCGCGCAUAUCAUUAGUGAUAAGUGAGCAUACAAUAUGUAUUUAUGUACUAAUUUAUGUAAACGUAUUUAGAGAUUUGACUUGAUUUGGUUUCUUGCCAGAUUUUAAGCAUAAUUGAACGUACAUGUUAUUUUUAAGCCAUACAAAUGUAACCUCUGUUUUGUGGGAACCAUUAAAAUAUUUUUUUUCUGUCGC